Molecule: messenger RNA, 3943 nt
Organism: Acanthochromis polyacanthus (spiny chromis)
Lineage: Eukaryota; Metazoa; Chordata; Actinopteri; Pomacentridae
Product: T-cell-specific surface glycoprotein CD28-like
Exons: 4
Coding region: 1144-2025 (293 amino acids)
Biological process (GO): regulation of T cell proliferation; T cell receptor signaling pathway
Cellular component (GO): external side of plasma membrane
Source: RefSeq, a predicted model, not a curated record
UUCAAUUCAAUUUUAUUUAUAUAGCGGCAAUUACAAUUUACACUGUUGAGGUCCACAAUAGGACACUUCAUUGAAUCCAGUUCAAUUAAAUUUUAUUUAUAGUUACCCCUGUCAGUCUAUUUCACAAAGACACAGUCGGACAACUACCAUCUCAGUGAGUGUUGGAAAGAGACAACAAAAUUAGGCUUUUGACUCUGACGACUCUGCUUUAGCUCUUCAGGAUCCCGUCACCUUCCUGUGGGCAGCUGGCCUCUUUUUAGCGUCUAAUUUAAGACGGAGGUCUUUGUUUCAGGAGUCUCAGACUCCCUCGUGCUCAGUUUCAGCCCCAAGCCUGUCCAGAGGAAAGAUAUUAGGAUCCCGCCUGAUGGAUCAAAAAUGUGAGGAAAAUUCCUCAGUGUAGUCCUGACUUCUCCAAACAAAUACUCAGAGUCGUCCCUCAAAUCAAAGCAAAGGUUUACUUGCACAAGGAAUCACCUGAACAGAGCAGAGUGUGAACGAGUGACUGGCAAUAGGUGGAAACAGUUCAGUUUUUAAGCAGGCACAUAAACCAGUUCCAUUGGUAUGAUCAGUUCAUGAACAGCCAGCUUCAACCGGCUGCUUGCAGGAUCAACUUGUUUUAUUUUCAUGGUCAAAGUUAGAUCUUGUAAACUUACUGGCUGCGUUGGCUCAUAAGAGUUCACAGUCACACAGUAGUUUGAAAUCAUAAAGAGUACUAAUCAUUACAUCAUUAUAAUUAUAUAACAGUUGUACGGCUUAUAGAUCACAUUAAAGGUGGAAAAAGUUGUGAUAUUUUCUCUUGAUGUGAUAUUUCACAUCACAAAAACCUGGCGUUUGAACAGGGGUGUGUAGAUUUUUUAUAUCCACUGUAGAUGCAUGAUUGAAAGAGAAAUAAAUCACCCAAAAUAAACUGCACCAAGGGCUGCAUGGUGGCUCGUUUGGAAGGAUUUGACAUAUUGUUUCUGUAAACCAGAACCUCCCCAGUUCGAGUCCCGGCCCGGGCAACAAAAACUAAAAGAGGAACAAAAGCGUUCACGUUGUUGACCAACAUGACCCCACAUGACCUACAUUUAGCACAGCAAAAAAACUCAGGUUCUCCACAAGACGGCGGAAACUUGAGAAGAGGAGGCGUUUUGCUGCCACAGGAUGUUUUCUUUUUUGUCUCUCGGGGAGUGUGUGAGCUUCAGUCGCUGCUUCACCCUCUGUGGGAGUGCUCCAGUGCUUCAGUCAAGAGGUUAUGAAGCACACGUGCAUGGAAGCAGCGCCGAUGGUAUCCACUCAGAACUGUCCAGUUGGACGGAGGAGCUUCGGGUUUUAGGUGAUGAGGGAGAGAAGCGUUCUGCUGGAGGCACACUUUCAGGCCCAGAGAUGAAGAUGGGAUUCUGCUGGAUGCUCAUAAUCCUCCUGGGGUGCAGGUUAUCUCAGGCGACUCCGAGCAAAUGCACCUGCGAUGAUGAGACUGUGAUCUACUUUGUCCCUGAAAACGGCAGCAUCCAUGUGCGGGUGCCGUGCCCGAACGUGACCGGUGAGGAAUUGAUGUUUUUCCUUCAUAAAGACCAGGAGGUGAUCUACAAUCACACGUACAGGGAGGAGAUUUCACAUGGCAGGCUGGACGUGAAGCUGGACAAAGACGGAGAGAAUAGAACUGUGGGUUUCAUCCUCACUCAAGCAACAACCGAAAGCCAGGGGAGCUACAAUUGCAAGGCCACGAAGAGAUACCCUCCUCCCUAUUUAGAGAAAAGGGGUCAGGGGAUCCUGCUGCUGGAUGAACGAUUCCGCUUCCAACCCGGAAACACCCCAACAGAGGGACCAGCUGUAGAAGAAAUCCAAAGCUUUCCGUGGAUUUGGAUCACGGCGGUGGCACUUCUCAGCACCUACAGCCUCGUGGUCACCGUCUUGGCCUUGGUCAGCUGGAUGAAGCUGAAGAAGACGGACUGCCAGAGCGACUACAUGAACACCAAACCCAGAGCACCCCGGGGCAACAAGAAGAAAAGAGGGGUUCAGAAUCCCAUCCCUCGUUACUUCUGAUUCCUCCACCGGAUCAUUUGCACAUCUAUCGGACCCAAACAGACGGGGCGUCCUUGUAGUAGCAUAUUCUGAAGAGGACAUUUACUGAGAGCGUUUUGUUUUGUUGCUGUAUUCUGUUGUCAAUCCUGUAGUUGUUCUGUGUCUACGCGGCAAAAGUAGCAGUUCUUUAUUACACUUAUGGCUGUAUGAAAUGAAAGCAGAAGAAAAAAAAAAACACCCUGCAGUUCUGGUUUUACUCACCUCCUGUUUCACUCUCUCGGUGUUUCUCACACACUUAGAUGUGUCAUUAGAAACCCCUAUCUCUGUGGUCGAAAGAGAAGGUGCUGCCUCACAGAGGGGGAUUUAACCACAUUUAAAGGGCUUCCUAAUCUCUGUGUUGACAUUUUUCAACACAAAAAAUUAGCCGUUACAGGCCUCUAGAAGCACAUAAGAUCACGCCGAGCGAUUACAACUGCACUGCGCCUCUGUUUCAAGCUUGCCGGCUCUUAUUUCCACGAAAACAAACAACAGAUUGUGUUCUCAGACACCGUCGGCGAGGCUGAUGAGAAGCAGAUACACGACGAGGAGCGGAGAACACUUCAAACAAUAACAAUCUGCACGGCUUCCUGUCUUCCUCCCUCUACUUUUUUUCCUCCUUGGUGCUUUCUGCAGAUGUAGCUGCUUCAAAGGGACUCCACCCACCUCUUACCUUGCUCACCUUGCAGUUUCUGUGCAGCUACUGCAAGCAGCGCUCACACUGCUUUUAUUGGUUUCAUUUAGGAGCCAGCCCAACGGCAUCGGCAAAUCUGACACACCGUUUCGGUUAGGAUGGAUCUUUUGCAGAACCUGAGCAAAGAAAAGUUACUUCAUGCAAAUUUUACUGAAUCAUAAAGACGCUCAAAUAUUUCGGCCUUGAUCAGGAUGUGGGUUUUAUUUCUAGAAACACAUGAUUCAUGCACUUAUUCCGGGUAUAGCUCACUAAUUCCAUCCUUCUGUCUGGUACAAACAACAGUCUAGCAUCAGAGGGCAGCAUUUUCAUCACGUGUACCUUUACUGGCAGGUCGUGUUUGAGGCACCGCAGUCAUUUUUUUAAAUAGGCUUUCUUAUUCUUCGAGUCGUAAAACCUGUGGUUACGUCAGGAUCUCAGCUGCUCCACUGCAGUCUGUGUUUCUGAUCUGUGGAGUUCUGGAAAUAUCCGUCCCCUGAGGGUCUCCGUCCCGUCUUCGUCAGACUGCAGCUCCUGCUCCGUCACCUGGGGAACAGGACGAGAAUGAAAAUCACCGAAACGAACUGAACACUGAUAAUUCUUCCAUUAGUAGCAUGAUUUGUUCUUUAAAGGAGGAUCCUAAUGGUUACUGACAUGCUGCAGGGUGUAUGCGUUAUGUUUUGAUUGUAUUGAACAGGGGUGUCAAACGGGUGGCUCACGGCCCAAACGCGGCCCGCCAGAAGGUCGAAUCCGGCCCGUGGGAAAAUUACAGGGAAGACAUUAAUUGUAAAUCUGUCAAACUGUAAAUUUAAAAUAACUUCUAGAUGUUGACAAGUUGUUUUGAUCAUAAAGUAAAAUACCAGAUUGUUCCGUUCCAGAUACCUGAGAAUAAAUGUUUUUUUCCCUCACAUCUGUAAGUUUUCGUGUAUAAAUGAUAAACUGAGGCGUAAUAUUGUUGAAGUUGCACUUAUUUUUCUUCAGGAACUUGAGGUCGUUCAUCAUGUUUUGACUUGUUUGCACUAAAACAAAGGGAAACAUUGGAGUUGUUGUUAUUUAUGGGAUAUUAUGCUCUGAUUUUACUGGUCACUUGAGAUGUAAUUGGGCUGAAUGUGGCCCCUGAACUAAAAUGUUAUCGAACAAAUGCGGCAAUGUAAUAUUGUGAUUUUUUAACAUUGUAAUUUGAGGCUUGAAGAUUAUGAAAUCAAAAUGUUAUAAUAAAAAGCUGAAACACAA